AUGGAUGCUUUAGAGUACGUGUUUUCUGCUGCAAGCGGGGACAGAUCUAAUGUGCUGGAAUUCAAACCAAAGUGUGUCAUGCGAGAGGAUCUGAUGAGCUUAAGCAGAAAAUUUCCAUUGAUUCCUGGUUCUGAACGAUCGAUAAAAUUUUGCACAACUAAACUGUCUCAAAAGCUGCGAGAGACACCAGCCGAUGCUGAUUUUGAUCUGACAGAUCCCUAUAGUUCACCGCCACAGUACAAUGUACUACACGACCCUCAUUUGAAGGAUUACUUUCAGAGUCCAGCCAUGAAGCGCAGACUUGUCGACAAAGGUUUCAUCACAAACAGCGGCUUUAUAAAAUGUACCCUUCUUGAAUUCAACAUGUUUCGCCAGUGGAUUAGAAAGCUUAAGUUAGAUCGAAUGCAUCAGGAACGCCGAAGACAGCGUCGGCUUGAGCUUCAGCUCUGGAAAGAGAAGCAAGCUAGGGAACGUCUUCUUCGGGACAAAGAGCUGUACAGCAUCGUGCGGUUGCGGGAACAGAGGGCUAGAGAUCUGAAAGAACGCGCUGUCAAAAAGCGUGAAACAGACAGGGAAAAGUACCUAAAACUACAAGCGAAAGAUCGGAAGAGGAGGGAAGAGUACAAAGAAGCCGUGAGGCGAAAAAAGGACAGGGAAGCAAGUGAAAGAGAGAAGCAUCUCGCUGAUAGAGAACUGCAAAAGAAUGAAACGGAAACCAAGGCGUGUUAG
Messenger RNA from Pocillopora damicornis (cauliflower coral), 729 nucleotides. RefSeq lists its product as uncharacterized. Lineage: Eukaryota; Metazoa; Cnidaria; Anthozoa; Scleractinia; Pocilloporidae. The record is from RefSeq and is a predicted model, not a curated record.